AUGUUCAAGAUGCAGCUCUUGUCUUGCAUUGCACUAACUCUUGCACUUGUCGCAAACAGUGCACCUACUUCAAGCUCGACAAAGGAAACGCAGCAACAGCUGGAGCAAUUGCUGCUGGACUUACAGAUGCUUUUGAUUAGAGUUAAAAAUUACGAGACUCGCAGACUCUCCAUGAUAUUCACAUUUAAAUUUAACAUGCCUAAGGAGGUCACAGAACUGAAACAUCUUCAGUGUCUAGUAGACGAACUCAAACCUCUGGAGGACGUGCUAAAUGUAGCUCCAAGCAAACAAAACACCAGGGAAUUAAUCAGCAAUAUCAAUGUAACAGCUCUGGAGCUACAGGGAUCUGAAACAACAUUCAUGUGUGAAUAUGAUGAUCACGCAGCAACCAUUGAAGAAUUUCUGAACAAAUGGAUUGUGUUCUGUCAAAGCAUCAUCUCAACACUGAUUUGAUAAUGUCUCUCAUUUAAAAUAGGGCUUUGUAUUUAUUUAAAUAUUUAAAUUUUAUAACUUAUUUUUGGAUGAGUGGUUUGCUAUCUUUUAUAACUAUUAUUCUUAGUCUUCAGAUGAUGAAUAUGGAUCUUUUAAGAUUCUUUUUGUAAGCCCUAGGGGCUCUAAAAUGGUUUUACUUUAAAUUAUUUUAUAAGAAACUAUUUAUUAUUAUAUUGAAUUGUUAAAUUUAAUG
Loxodonta africana (African savanna elephant) is the source of this 685-nucleotide messenger RNA. RefSeq names its product interleukin 2 (gene IL2). Gene Ontology annotation, cellular component: extracellular region. The transcript is spliced from 4 exons. NCBI's taxonomy places the organism in Eukaryota, Metazoa, Chordata, Mammalia, Proboscidea, Elephantidae. Gene Ontology annotation, biological process: immune response. The coding region runs from base 1 to 453 and encodes 150 amino acids. Gene Ontology annotation, molecular function: growth factor activity; interleukin-2 receptor binding. The record is from RefSeq and is a predicted model, not a curated record.